AUGACAGACGGUGUGGCCAUGUUGACACGUGCCAAAGAAAAUUUAAUGUUCACCAUGAGCGCACUCUCGGAAGAACAACGAAUUACGCUCUCUCAAUCUAAACGAGAAUUCAUCGAAAUGUGUUCAUUCGAUGGAAAAGAAUGCAAUAUAGAUGCUGAUUUCAAACUGCACGUUGAUCCGGAAUUCGGGAAUUGUUAUACAUUUAAUUGGAAUGUAAAUGAUAAUCGUUCAAGUAGUAAAGCUGGCCCAAUGUACG
Molecule: messenger RNA, 256 nt
Organism: Acanthocheilonema viteae
Lineage: Eukaryota; Metazoa; Nematoda; Chromadorea; Rhabditida; Onchocercidae
Source: the annotation of a GenBank genome assembly